This is a messenger RNA of Lonchura striata (white-rumped munia), 2609 nucleotides long. The record is from RefSeq and is a predicted model, not a curated record. NCBI's taxonomy places the organism in Eukaryota, Metazoa, Chordata, Aves, Passeriformes, Estrildidae.
CGGGGGCAGGGGGUGCUGGGGUGCAGCAUGGUCCGUGCGCGCCUGGGAUGCGUCCCCUCCGCAUUUCCCACGGUCCCGCUGUCAGCCCGGCCCAUCACUCAGUCAGUCUUUAUCUGCUCGGGUACCCGAGGGUAUGCACACCUCAUCUGGACUCUCCUGAACUUCGGGAAGGGCUAACUGAGGGGAAGCAAUGUUAGCACCGUUGUGGAGGAAGCUGUGGAUUAUUAUCAAAUGGAUUUCGCUUUCCACAAGUUUGAGGAAUCUGGGCUUAUGCCCCCACCCAGAAACAUCCACAGUGCCUGAGCUCUCCUGACUUGCCCUGUAAUGAUGAACCCUUUGGUGUGAUCUGUACCCCCUGGAAUAGCCUCAUAGAACUGCCAGCUGGGAAUGAUCUGGAACAUUUUACCUAUAUCACCUUGUGGUGGCAUAUGGGAUGUAUGAGAUAUUUUCUGAUAUUGUUGAUGGGAACCACGUGAAGAGCAAAAGAAAUGUUAGCCCAAAGGGAAGAGAGAAUGAAAGUAACACAUAUAAAAAGAGAAUAAAAACCACAAAGCCUAGAAACAGAAACUUCCCAGGAUGGACUGUCCUUACUCAGAGAACCAGGGCAGAUGAGAUAGUUGUAGUUUAUAAAUUCCAACAAGCAGGUCAAUAGAUGUGGGAGGAUGUGAAUAUCUUAGGAUCUUGAUGUGGAGAAGAUCUUGAUGAAAUAAUGGUAACUGGAGGCUGUUAUUGCAAAAAUGACAAAGGAAAAUGCUUCUGUGUUGUAACUUGUUCCGCCUGUCUCCCAUAAGCUGCUGCUCUCACGUUUACCUCCCUGGGCUGGGUUUCUGAAGACAAUUGUUUUGUGCUACUAAGUAGAAAGCACUGAGAGGAAACAUAGCUUAAGAAAAAGUGAUACUUUUGAGUUAACUAUUAACCAGAUUCAAACAAGCUCAAGCACAUUUCAAGUGAGGGUGAGUUGCUGGGCUGUUGAACAAGAAGGAGCUCCAGAGUGAAGAAUAGGCAUGGGGAUACUCUAUUCAGAGCCCAUCUGCCAGGCAGCUUAUAACAACGAUUUCAAUAAAGUUCAUCUCCUUUUGGAGGGCAACAGCAACUGUUUGAAUGUACAGGACAGCUUCCUUGGAGACACGCCCUUAAUUUGUGCAUGUAGACAAGGAAACAACAGGAUAGUGAAUUAUCUUCUUAGGAAACAUGCUGAUGUCAACCUCAGAAACAAGAAGCACCGCACUUGCCUCCAUUAUGCUGUGAGAAAACGUUUCACCUUCCUUGACUAUGUGCUCAUCAUAAUCCUCAUGCCAGUUAUGCUCAUUGGAUAUCUUCUCAUGGUCUCAAAGACAAAACAGAAUGAACACCUGGUCAAGAUGUUGCUUAGAUCUGGAGUCGAUGUGAAUGCUACAGACUUUUCUGGCAACACAGCCCUUCACUAUGCUUGUGAAAUGAAAAACCAGGCAGUCAUUCCUCUAUUGCUUGAAGCUCAUGCAGACACUUCUGUAAAGAAUCAGGAUGGGGAGACUCCCUUAGAUAUAGCAAGAAGAUUGCAGUUCCACAGCAUUGAAAGCAUGAUAAGAAAAGAUUCUUAGCCACCAGGGAUUCUCAGACAUGCAGAAAAUUACCUCAUCUGACAAUCUGCCUUUCACAACAGUGGGAGUCCUGCAAAGGAUGAGGGGUGACACUUGAUAAAGACUCAGUCCACAUCCACCCAUUCCUUGCAGACUUGGACAGUUUUGUGUGAGAUUCAUCAGGCCAAGGCCAUGAAGUUAAUUUUAUUUUACUAAGCCAUGAAUUACUACAAUAGUGUAGUAGUGUUCAAAACAUUGCCCUUUCCAUCUGUUUCAUCAGUUUUAUUAUUUGACUCCUGCAGACUGUGGAUUUUGAAAGCUAGUUAUAAAAUAUCUGGAAACCUAAAAAUUGCGUAUAAUGGUUUAUAUACAUAUAAUGCAGUCACUGCGAAAAUAAAAUAUCUUUUAGAAUGUGUGCUACUUGUUCCAUAGGAAAACUAAAUAAUAUGCUACAACAGUCAUAAAAGGCCUGGUACCCUUCUUCUUAAUAUUUAUCUUCCUACAAUGGGAGGGGCUGGGAAAACAGAUCUCUCAGUUGAGCCCUUCCUCCUUCCAUCCUUCCUACAAUUUUCACACACCUUAAUUCUCACGGUGUUGCUACAAGGGAUCUUGUAGGAUAGGACUAUCUUCUUUUGUUUUCAUUUAAGGAACACCAAAAAGGGAUUCAAUGCCUUACUGGAGACCAUAAAACAAGUGAAUCACAUUAAUGCAUUAAGAAAGAGUAAAGAAAAUAUGUUUGGCUCAGUAGAGAAAAAGGUCUCUUGACUACCUUUCCAAUAUAAACAGUGUACUAAAGAAAAAAAGGAAAUGAAUGAAAUGCCAUUGAUGGAAACCAGAUGUAUCAUUCCCAUGGGACUAGACAGGACAGCAUACUGUACAGAGUGAUGCAUGCAGGAGAGGAUAAUACCAAUCAUAAUAAUAAUAUAUGCAUGAGUCUUCUCUUGCAUAAGUGAAGGCAGAAGAAAACCUGCAGUAAUAAGCAAUGUAUUAAAAGUGGUCCAGUGCUUUGUGAUUUAAUAAUGCAGCAAUAAAAGGGAAACUUCUUUCAUA